Molecule: messenger RNA, 687 nt
Organism: Paraglomus brasilianum
Lineage: Eukaryota; Fungi; Glomeromycota; Glomeromycetes; Paraglomerales; Paraglomeraceae
Source: the annotation of a GenBank genome assembly
AUGGGCGAGGCCUCUGCUGCAGCUCAGGAUCUUAAAACUGUCAUUACGACCACUCACAAGUUCAAAGAAUCGAAGCAUCACUUGUAUGUGAUCAAAGACCAGCAGAAUGUUUGCGUUGUCGGAAUUUUGAAAGUUGGCAGAAAGAAACUGUUUUUGGUGGAAGAAGAAGGCAUUCAAUACGAAAUCGAGCCGCUUUGUAUUCUCGAUUUCUAUGUUCACGAAAGUUUUCAACGUUUAGGAUACGGGAAGAAAAUAUUCGAGACUAUGUUGGGGAAUGAAAACGUAGAGCCCCACAAUCUAGCAUAUGACAGACCAUCUGAAAAGUUCUUGUCUUUUUUAAAGAAAUAUUAUAAUCUUGCAAAUUACACGCCACAACCGAAUAACUUUGUUGUAUUCCGAGAAUAUGAAUUCCAAGAGUUAGACAAAUCUCCUUCAAAGGCUACAAGAAGACUAUCCCAACCACACGACGAUUGCACCCCUCCCCGUACCAGAACCAUGCCUCACCACGGUCGUUGUUCUUCAUUGCCAGUCUCGCCACAAUCUACGAGUGUGUCGUAUGCUUCUGUUUCAGCGACUACGUUAACCGCACCGCCAACAGAGUCUUACAUCCAGGCAAAACGCAACAUUAUCAACCUCAAUCAAGAAUAUAGGCGCCAGAUGCUUUACGGAAGUAAUCCUUUGGUAUGA